Molecule: messenger RNA, 1397 nt
Organism: Solea senegalensis (Senegalese sole)
Lineage: Eukaryota; Metazoa; Chordata; Actinopteri; Pleuronectiformes; Soleidae
Gene: mrps23
Product: mitochondrial ribosomal protein S23
Exons: 5
Coding region: 102-686 (194 amino acids)
Biological process (GO): translation
Cellular component (GO): mitochondrion; ribosome
Molecular function (GO): structural constituent of ribosome
Source: RefSeq, a predicted model, not a curated record
CCGCCUUGCCACACAGAAGAAGAAGAAGACAUAAGACAGUAGACAUGUCUAUGGCACAGUGUUCUUGCUGCUGACCUCUGUCUGUCCAUUUAAAAAACGGAAUGGCGGGCAGCAGACUAGAGAAACUGGGAACAGUAUUCGAACGGGUUCGAAACCUGAUUCGCUCUGGAGUCAUAAAGCCGACAGAGAAACCCAUCUGGUUUGAUGUAUACCAGGCUUUUCCACCUAAGAAGAAUCUUCUUAAUGGGAAGCCACUUUACAGUGCCAGACCCAGGGGCAAGACCAAGGAAACUGUGCCCGAUAUCUUUUACAGAGAGGAUGAAGUUAGAGCGAAGUUCUAUGAGCAGUAUGGCACAGGUCGGACUCUUGAUCUCACCAAGUCAUCCUUUGUAUCUACGUGUCAGAGGUUUGUCGACAAAUACACAGAGUUGAAGAGCCACAGCGAGUUGGAUGAUCCUGCUCUGUUUGAGGAAACUGGCAAAGCUCUACUCGCUGAGGGCAUCGUGCUGAGGAGGAGAGGAGCUCCUCCACCUGUGUCAGCAGUGUCCAAGGAUCCCACACUCAGGCUGAAGCUGACAGACAUGCUGGCUGAGCAGCAGCAGCAGCAGGCAGUCGAUGCAGACAGCACGGAAACAGUGGACCACACGAUACAAACACACACACCUCCCACAGGCCUCAGCAACUGAGGAAGGACCACCGUCGAACAAGCUUUUAAUGUGGUUUCGUUUGUGGUCUUGUUCGGACAUUUUUUGUCACAAUUGCUAAGUCCGUACAUGCUCAGCAGAGAUCUCAGCCAGGAUAAGGAGCUUCUCACUGUGCUGUUUGAUCGUGUUUCUAAGUAUCUAUACACACCACUUACAGAUUGUUGUUGUUGUUGUUGUUAUUAAUAACAUGAAACAAACAAACCCUCAGUCUAUAUCACAGUGGAGUGGAGAAUGGCCUCUAAAACAAAUUUGGAAACAAGUCAGUGAAUGAACACAGAUCAUCAAACACAAGAUCAGAGGGUAAGAUCAAAACCUGAACUGGAUUUAUUUCAGUCCGGGAUGAAACAUUUUUGAGUCUAACAGUGAUUUGAAUGCAGAGCUAAUACUGUCAAAUACAUCCACGUUGAAAUCACAUACAGUGACUUUAUCUGUAUUUAGCAGUUGGUGAUUUAAAAGUCAGAGGAUUCAGAAAUUCUGAGUGAGGUCCAGAACUGGUUUCUGUAUUUACAUCUGGCACAAACAUCCACCUGAAUUCAAAGAGGACCUAAUUAAUAUGAGCGGCUGAAAGUCAAGGUCACUGUGACCUUGUUAAUAUUCUGUGUUGCCCUUUGAAUGCUUAAGAAUUGAAGACGUGUUUGUUCCUUGACAUUUUUUUCUCCCCAAAAAAACUUGACGUUUGAGUGAAAAAAAUAA